AUGGCUGCUCAGCCUGAAGAGGCAGCCCAAACUGCAGGUCUAGAACAUCCCAAACUUGGAGGUAAGAAUACGACUGCCGCAGAAAUGAAAAGAAAUCAGGACAAUGAUGAGCUGCCAUGUCUUAGUAAUUAUGCUGCAUGGAAAGAGCGUUUUUAUGAAAAGGUACAGCAGAGAUGUCUGAGCCUGCAGGAGACAAAGGUGAAGACGAUUCGCACGCAAAAGGCAAAAGAAGAAAAGGUAAAGAAGAGAGAACCCUGUGACUGGCUGUCCAAAGAGUGGUUCAGCGAAGAGAAAGAGUCACUAGAUACUCGCAUCUAUUUGCUUGACAAACUCCUACCUACAUUAAUCCCAGGAGUGGAAAAACUGUUAAUGGAAGUGGAAAGAAAGAAAGUGCUUGUACCAGGCAAAGAACCAACCAAAUUUAACCCCAUCAAUUUUCUUGGGGAAUAUCUGAUGACACAUAACCCUCAGUAUGGUAUUUCUACAAAACCAGGCCCGUACCUGAGAGGAAUGAAGAUGGUCACAGAGGAGCUAAAAACUGAGAUGCCAAGUACAGCAUCAGAGAGGCUGGUCAAGAUGAAGGCUGAGGCGAAGAACAAGCGUAAGGAAAGAGAGCAGGUGGACAAUAUGAAGUCUCAGGUGAAAGAGAUGAGAAAGGAGGUGCUGGCAACUCAGUUCAAAGAGUGGACAGUGGAUGUCAGUGGCAGAAUACCGAUUGCACUGGUUCAGAGUGCCCUGAGGUCUUUUCCAGAUGUCAGUGCUUCUACUCCCAUAGAUGUGAGAAAAGCAAUCUAUGACAGGAAGCUGGAAAUCGUAGACACAUUGGAAAGAAAAGUAAAUGUAGAUGAAUUCACAGAGUAUGUCCAUUCCUACACUGAACAUUUUUCAAAUGACGCAUUCCAAGAAAUCCUGAAGCAUCUCUGUCAGUGUGCUGAUGACUUCCAAGAAGCAAUAAGGCAUGAUAUGUGCAGGCAAAUGUUUACUGGUCUUUUCCUGGACUGUGAUUAUGGAAAGGUUGGUCGCUUAGGGAGACAAAAAAUACUUGCCCUUCUGGCAGGCUUCUAUGACAGAAGCCCGACGAUGGCUAAGGGGGGAUUCUGCAACCCAAGACAGUGGCCAAUAAUAGAGCUGCAAGAGAUUGAGCUUGUGGAUUUAUGGGGAGGUCUUGAUGACCCGGAAGUUUGUGAGGAACUCAAUGAAAAGUUAGUCUUGUCUCAAACAGGAAUUUCUGAGGGAGAGAUUUUAGCACAUCAACCUGUAGGUGAUAACAGACAACGUAUGUAUAGAAUGAGAACUAGCGUCAGAGAAGGUCUUUUUGAACAAAUGGGCAUGAGUGAAGCUGAGACUGGAGGAAUUUCUAAGGAAGAAAACCAAGCAGCAGAAUCAAGUGAUUCUGAGUUGAGAAAGGAAUGGGAGGACACUGUGUCAGCAGUGAAAAGCACUGAUUUUGAAGCUAGUGAUUUGGAGGGAGAUAGAAUACAUAGUGAGAAAGCCAGUUUCCAGGAAGAUAUCAAAACGGAGAGGCAAACGGAGUCUGCAAGUGAGGACAGACAGGAGGAAGCCUCUACUGGGUACAGUCUCAGCAGAGGUGGAGAACCCGGAUCUGAAAAAUGCAUGAAGGAAGAGGAAUUUAGGCUGAGUAGACAGCCUGAUACAGAAACAAAGAGGGAAGAAGAUUAUCAUAUCUCAGACAGAGAACCCAGCUCAGAAGGGCAAGUUAGUCAGGAGGACAAUUGCAUUGCAGAGGUAAAGAACACAGUUUCAGGACCCGCACCUGAAGCUACAACCAGGACCUCGGAAGACAGAGCUGCGGCAGACACGGACAUCGUUGCUUCAAAACAGGAUGCUCCAGUUGCAAAUGUUGCGAAAGAAACUCCUGCAAGAAAAGAGAGUUUUUCUAGGCAGCAUGGCAGCCGGUUUGGCCAAGAGACAAGCUCAGAGACAAGACUGCAGGAUGAGGACUUUCUGCGAGACCAGGGUAAAGACUUACAUCCCAUCAUGGCAGAGAUUCAGAACCGUUGGGCUUCUCGUACCAGGAGAGCCUUUGAUGAAAGCUGCCUCAACCUGCCACAGUUUGUACAGCUCAUGGAGACAUUUGUUGGCGAGGACAUUUCUCUGCCCACUGUGAAGAGGCUUAUUGCAUUUAUCAAAGAAGAAUACAAACAGACAGAAGAGGAAAAAACAGAACAACUAGAAAAAGUUCACCGCAUCUCUCGCUUGGCCCAACGGAAACUGCUUCUGGAGGCACUUUUCGAAAAGUGGGACAAUAAUGCGUCUGGGUUUCUGGACCUGGAAGAGGUGGAUGCUGUUCUAAGCACAUUCAAAGAAGGGAUGGAAAAAGAGGCCUUGAGGAAGGCAAAGAAACACUUUUGCUCCCGUUACCCCCAGCUGAGCAGAGCGGGGAAGCUAUCUCCAAAGGCAUUCCAGAUUUUCCUUGAGUUAGUUGCUUCCGAGUUCACUGGCGAUGAGGAUGAAGCUAUUGAUAACUUGGUGGAAUUUCUGACCAGAAGCGUGGAACGAAGUCACGUGGAGUGCCUGCAAAGCUUAACCAGGAGGAAAUGGCUGCACAAUAUCCAGCAAGCAGCUGAGACCAGCGGAACAAGCAUGGAACCAGUUUACAAAGCAGUGUUUAAGGCCCUCUCCCAGGAUGCAGAAGCCCAUGGGAAUAACAAGAAGAUCAGUGCAUAUAUUGCCCUUCUGGAAGAGAACCAGCUCUCACCAGAGCGGGGACAGAUUCUCCUGCGCUAUGUGGCAUGUACCCCAGAUGAUGCUCCAUAUGUUCUAAACCAGAUACUUUACAGAGACAUGAAAGGAGUAAGCUUUGCAGCUGCUGAAGAAGGAAAGCCAAUCCAUGUUCCAAGAGUUCAGCUCCACAGAAAUAUCCACUUCUGGAACUAUGACCGCCCAGUGGAGGAGAGAAGAGGUUCACUCCUGGUACUGCCAUUGCACGAUGUUCGCUGGAGAGUCUUUGGCAUUCUAGGACUUGACACUCUUCGGGACCAGUGUGAGACAACCAUCUUUCUGACCCAUGAGAUCAGUUUCUAUCAGGGAGUUUCUCAUGCAUUCAGCAAAGCCUACCACCAUGUCCGCACACAGGAAAAAUUUCUACAAAUGGCUGUUACUGCUCUGGACUGGUUGUAUCCCAGGGCACCCAGGAUCCACACUGUAAUCACGUACCUGGUGGAGCCUGGCAAAGACAAGACAUGUGACUACGCUCUGCGCAAGAUGAUUACUACAGAUAAUACAGGACAAAAAGAAAUUCAUAGCUCUCCUGCUCUUUUCCUCAGAAAAGAAAACCUCUUAAGAAAUUACCUAUUUAAGUGUGUAGAUAGUUCAGAGGUCAUUCGCACUUCUGUCCGUGGAGAAUACCACAUUGCAGUACCUCUCCGUGACCUAUCAGGACAAGCUUUUGCGAUCUUUGAUAUCAGCAUUGGACACCACCAGAAAUUACCACCUCAUGAACACAAAGACCUGCAGAAAAUGCUAAAGAUGGCCCAAGCUGCCUGCUCUGAGAUACUGAAAAUAUCUGUGGAGGAAACAGAACCAACCUAUGUACUGGAGGCGGAACAUGUGGCAAAUUUGAGGCAUGCAGGGAUUCUGUUCCACCGGUUCAUGCUGCAGGACCUGCGAGAGUGUGUCCAGAAACUUGAUGCUGAGAGCUUUGCUGAAAUAAAGAGCUAUGUAGAACCCCCAGCUCUGGUACACAACAUAGUUAAGGCUGUGCUGUUGCUACUCCAUCCAAACUGGAAGGGCUCAGAGAAGACUGAGAACUGGAGUCAGUGUAUACUGAAACUUGAUGAAAAUUUGAUUCAGGAGAUCUAUUGCUUUGAUCCAACUGCUGCAUCUGUGCAAGUUCAAGCAGAGCUGCUGCUGGACUGCAUCGCUG
Tauraco erythrolophus (red-crested turaco) is the source of this 3886-nucleotide messenger RNA. Lineage: Eukaryota; Metazoa; Chordata; Aves; Musophagiformes; Musophagidae. The record is from RefSeq and is a predicted model, not a curated record.